Molecule: messenger RNA, 1284 nt
Organism: Sander lucioperca (pikeperch)
Lineage: Eukaryota; Metazoa; Chordata; Actinopteri; Perciformes; Percidae
Gene: polr3glb
Product: RNA polymerase III subunit GL b
Exons: 8
Coding region: 138-818 (226 amino acids)
Biological process (GO): transcription by RNA polymerase III
Cellular component (GO): RNA polymerase III complex
Source: RefSeq, a predicted model, not a curated record
CACCGGACAACUAAACACCGGCAGCAGAAGAAGAAGAAGGAGAAGAUGGCGCUGUGCUGGAUGUAAACAAAGAGGAUUUACUGUUUCUCCGUCUGAAGAAGAAGGUUUAACUUCUGGAAACAUACACACUGAAGGUGAUGGCUGGUCGAGGUGGUGGGCGGGGCCGGAGGAUGAUGACUUUCAGCGUGGAGGCCGUCGGCAUCACCAGAGGAGACAGUUUACCUCCAUCCAUCCAACAACCUACACCUCUGUUUCCUGUGAUGGAGCAGAAGCCCCUCCCCCUGACAGCUGGCGAGGAGGAGGAGUAUCUGUUGGCUCUCAAACAGGAGUUCAGAGGAGCGAUGAAGAGUCUGCCGUGCUUCAUCCAGCCGACAGCUGCACACCGAGAUGUGGAGAGGUACUCUGAUAAAUAUCACAGCAGUGAGCAGACAGAGGCGCUGACAGACUGGACUCCAGACUGGAAGAGAUUACCCAAAGAGCUCAGAGUGAAGAAACCUCCCAGAGGUGGCGUCUCCGCAGCAGUGAGUCGCUCAGACAAACUUCAGUCGGGUCAGAAGAAGAAAAAAGUAAAAGAGAAAGAGGAAGUGCUGCUCAAACUGGAGACUCUGCAGAAGAAGGAGGAGGGGCAAAGCUCGGAGGACGAGGAGGAGGAGGGAGAGGAGAAGAAGAAGAAACAGGAAGAGGAAGAGGCCGAGGGGGAGGAGGAGUACGACGAGGAAGAGUUCGAGGAGGAGACGGAUUACGUCAUGUCGUACUUUGAUAACGGAGAAGAGUUCGGAGGAGACAGUGACGACAACAUGGACGAGGCUAUUUACUGAAACACUUUGUCUGUGUGUAUGAAUAUGUACACACACACACACACACACACACACAUUUCAAUUUCAGAUUUUAUUGGAAAACUUUGUUAGUUUUUACAGCAGAGAGAAAAUAUCCGUCCAGGAACCCUUUUAUAAUCAGAUCGGACUCAAAGAGUGAGUGAAUGAAUAAGUGGAUGAGUGGAUGAGUGAAUGAGUGAAUGAGUGGAUGAGUGGAUUAGUGAUUGAAUAAGUGGAUGAGUGGAUGAGUGAUUGAAUGGAGGUUCAGAUGAAGAUGAUUCAUCAGGUUUUAUUCGUCCGAAGAUUUAAAGAUUUCUGAGAGUUCAUUGAAAAGUUUUUUAAGAUUUUGUACCAAAAGUUGUAUCUGUUUGAUCUUUGUUGUGUAAAAAAGUGAUUUUUUUCUGUUUGUUUGUUGCAAAAUAAACACAGUUAAAAACGUGUUAAUAUUAAAACUUUUAUUGACAAGUAA